Molecule: messenger RNA, 1080 nt
Organism: Quercus lobata
Lineage: Eukaryota; Viridiplantae; Streptophyta; Magnoliopsida; Fagales; Fagaceae
Exons: 3
Coding region: 1-1080 (359 amino acids)
Source: RefSeq, a predicted model, not a curated record
AUGAAAUUUCUAAACUCCAAGGUUUUUAGGAAGGCUCUGAGGGAGUAUGUGAUUCAGCAUCACAUUGAUAUCAAGUGGAAGUUGAAUGAGAAGAAGAAGAUUUCUGUACAUUGUAAGAACAAUUGUGGAUGGAGGUGUUAUGCCUUAAUGGUGACUAGAGAGUGCACAUUUGAGAUCAAGACAAUUAAUCCUAAUUGUACAUACCCUCUAACAUUUCAAAAUGGGCAAGUUACAUCAACCUAUGUGGCAAAUAGGUAUUUGGAGGAUUUUAGUAAGAAUCCUAACUGGAAGGUCUCAGGUGUUAAGCACUAUGUGAUGCAGCAGGUUUCUAUUGAUUUAAGUUUUAAUCAAGUGUAUAGAUCAAGGAAGGCAGCUAGGGGUUUGAUCACUGGGAAUGAAGAGGCUCAGUAUGGCCUACUUAGAGAUUAUGUAGAAAUGAUAAGAAGGACAGAUGUAGGAAACAAGGUGAUAUUGCAAAUAGAGAUGAAAAAUGAGAAUGUAGAACCCAAGUUUAAAAGGAUGUUGGAUGGAUGCCACUUGAAGGGUAGAUUUGGUGGGCAAUUAUUUUCUGCCACUGCCAAGGAUGGAAAUGACAAUAUAUUCCUAGUGGCAAUAGCUGUGUUUGAGCAAGAGAAUAAGGAUAGCUGGAUUUGGUUCUUGGAGCAGUUUGCAGAUGACAUUGGCAGGCCAGAGGAUCUCAAUCUGGUAUUCAUCAAUGAUAAGCAGAAGGGCCUUCUACCUGCAAUGGAGACUUUAUUUCCAACUGUAAAGCACAGGUAUUGUGUGAAGCACAUACACAACAAUUUCAAGGUUAACCACAAGGGCAUGGAGUUGAAGAGUGUAGUGUGGAGGUGUGCUAGCACAACAUCAGUCAGGGAAUUUAAGAGGGGGAUGGAGCAUCUUAAGAGUUUGGAUAAAGAAGCUUGGAAGGACCUUGCAGAUAUAGAGCUUGCACAGUGGACCAGAUCCCACUUUUCUCCAAGGGCUUUGACAGAUUUUCUAGUAAAUAAUCUAAGUGAGAGUUUUAACUCUAUGAUUGUAAAGGCUAGAAACAAGCUAAUAUUAUCAAUGCUGGAGUAG